GGUGCUUGACUACUUCAGAAAAAUGUGGGUGGAAUAACCUCAAAUUUUUGUUUUAAAUUUGCAGUUUCUCUAUAAUCCUUUCUCUCCUCUCCAGGUGCUGGGGAUAUGUUGCGUGCAUACAGCGACAUGCGGGAGGCGAAUUAUAAAAAUGCAGAUAAAUAUUUCCAUGCUCGUGGGAAUUAUGAUGCUGCUCAAAGAGGACCUGGUGGUAAAUGGGCAGCAAAAGUUAUUAGUGAUGCUAGGGAAGGUUGGCAGGGUGGCAUUAGUGGCAGAGGAGCAGAAGACACACGUCAAGACCAGGAGGCAAAUGCAUGGGGCCGAAGUGGAGGAGACCCAAACCGCUACAGACCAGAGGGCCUUCCCUCGAAAUACUAAUGCAGUCUGUAAUACUUUACAAUGGUUCAAUUUUUCUACUAGCUGUG
Chelonoidis abingdonii (Abingdon island giant tortoise) is the source of this 422-nucleotide messenger RNA. Lineage: Eukaryota; Metazoa; Chordata; Testudines; Testudinidae. The record is from RefSeq and is a predicted model, not a curated record.